AUGGAUGUCGAAGCUUUUGUUCGGCAGAUAGGAGAAGAGGAUGGCGCAUAUGGGUCAUUUGCAAAUCAUCUGAGUGAUCCUAAUACCAUGGAUGCAUUCCUUGAAAGACUCCGUAGUGCAGUCAAUGAAGUGUUUGAUGAAGUCGGAUAUGUACCUGCAAGAAAGGAGACGAUGAAAGAAAUCUCAUACAAGCAUAUUAGUGAAGGCUCCAUAUGUGCAAUUUGCCUUGAUAAUUUUCUGGUGGAGGAACAAGCAUGCGAGAUGCCUUGUAAUGAGAAUCAUAUAUUCCAUACUAAAUGCAUUCGCCAAUGGUUGGAGCGGCAGAAUACUUGUCCUGUCUGCAGAACAGAAUUUCCCAAACAAAGCAAAGAUAGUGUCGACAUUUAG
Molecule: messenger RNA, 387 nt
Organism: Cryptomeria japonica (Japanese cedar)
Lineage: Eukaryota; Viridiplantae; Streptophyta; Pinopsida; Cupressales; Cupressaceae
Product: E3 ubiquitin-protein ligase SIRP1-like
Exons: 1
Coding region: 1-387 (128 amino acids)
Source: RefSeq, a predicted model, not a curated record